UACUCUUCUUUUUCUUCUUCUACUUCUCGCUCACUCGGUGGUGUGUAUAUUUAUUUGCGUCUGCAUGAAUCAAAAAAUAAAAUGAAACCAACAAUUGUUGCUGAUGAAAUGUUCCCCGAACACGGUGGACCAUUCAUGGAAUUGGAUGAGGCUGGUGGUUCAAGUGGACUACUCAUGGAUUUGGCUGCAAAUGAGAAAGACGUCCAUGCUGAUUUCUUCAAUGAUUUCGAGGAUUUGUGUGAUGAAGAAGAAGAAACUUCAGCAUCUAGCUAAAUGUCAUAACAUCAAAGUGAUUUUUUAAUUUUCAAAAAAUUAUUUGCUUUCAAUUUUGUGAAUUAGGAAUCAUUUGUUGAAAUUCCCAAAGAACAGACGUCUCUUACCUUGAUUAUUUUCCGUGAUAAAACAAAAUAAAUUCCAUCAUUGAAUCAACUCUUUUUUUAAAACACAAAAUGUCAAAAUCUAAAAUGAUUAAAUAAAUUCAAAAAAUGUCA
Molecule: messenger RNA, 491 nt
Organism: Contarinia nasturtii (swede midge)
Lineage: Eukaryota; Metazoa; Arthropoda; Insecta; Diptera; Cecidomyiidae
Product: COP9 signalosome complex subunit 9
Exons: 5
Biological process (GO): negative regulation of protein neddylation
Source: RefSeq, a predicted model, not a curated record